This is a messenger RNA of Closterium sp. NIES-65, 897 nucleotides long. The record is from the annotation of a GenBank genome assembly. NCBI's taxonomy places the organism in Eukaryota, Viridiplantae, Streptophyta, Zygnematophyceae, Desmidiales, Closteriaceae.
AUGUUUGUCCGCAUGACGCGGAGCACCACACACCUCGACGAUGAUCUGGACGUCUUUUUACUCGUUGUCGUCUCUAGGAAAUCGAAGACCAACCUCACCAACAAGCUGAGUCACCAGUUUCUUGCAAGGCAUAGGGACUUGCGGCUUUGCGGAAUGGGCCAUGUUUUCCUCUGGCUUCAUUUCAUCUACGACCUCGUUCCUCUGCGAUACGGCCCCGGUAUCGUCGAGCCUCUCGACUUUUCCGAACCGCUCAAGUGGACUAAAGCGCACCUCUUCUUUUGCUUGAAGCAGAAGAAGGAUAAGGGAAAGCAGAAGCAAGACGAGAUGCACUACAAAACGCACUGCACUUGGAUUAAGUGGGCCAUCGACAAGGCAAAAUGGAUCCUGAGCAAGGUGAUACAUGCGUUCCGCAGAUCUGGUGCGCAACAACUCCAUGACGACGGUUGCUCCGACAACAAUAUCGCCACUCUGGGCGGAUGGGAGGUGGGCGAGAUAUGGAGGUCAUAUAUGUUUGGCAUUCCGUUCAAGCCGGUUUGGCUUCUGGCUGGAUUCAGCGGGGAUCGUGGAGACUACUACAUCGGCAGAGCCCGCGCUAAGCUUCCGCGCCACGAGGAUAAAGAGAAAGAUGAGUGGUUGCAGCUGCUAGAUCUCAUGAGGCAGAACAUCUUCCCCUGGGUCGAGGAGGGGUGGAAGAAGGUACGUGCGAGGGUGGAGGCGUGGAACGAUGCUCAGACCUACGAGCUGAAGAGGCACUAUGCGGGGUUUAUGUUCCUCGAGACCCUCGCGACCAUCGGACGCUUCGUUGUUGCACACGAUCUGGCUAUGAUGUGGGUGUUCUGCCAUCAUCACGGCAUGAAAAUCCCGCGGUGCAAUUGCGAGCAGCAUCCAUACGUGUAG